Molecule: messenger RNA, 1316 nt
Organism: Trichobilharzia szidati
Lineage: Eukaryota; Metazoa; Platyhelminthes; Trematoda; Strigeidida; Schistosomatidae
Source: the annotation of a GenBank genome assembly
CCUAAAUUAUUCAAUGUACAUAAAACACUGGACAUUUCACCAGUGUGUGAUUGAGCAGCUUUUUUUUUAAGCCAACAGAUUAGCGAAUUCCAAUGGAUCCUUUACCCAUCAAGUGUCCCCUGCCUAUCUCAACCACUAUGCCAUCCUACUCAAAAUUAAAUGAUCGUCGACGAAUAACAUGUAAUAUCUGCGGGCUACCCUUUGGUUAUGUAACUAUGUCUACAGCAUAUAUUGAAUCAAACCUAAAUAAGCUAUAUGAAAUAAAUAAAGAAAUUAUUCGACUUUUUGUAAUUCCCGGGAUAGAUAAUCACACUGACAUGACCAUAGAACAGAAACAAAGAUUAGUUUAUGAACAUAUGAAGAUUAAAAAAAAUCGGAAUAAUAAUUGCAAUGAUAAUAAUAACAACAAUAAUAAUAAUCAGAACAGAAUACUGCGAGAAAAUCUAAAUAUUCACGAGACAGAUAAUCGAUAUUUUAUGGCAAUAUUUUUACAAGAUGCUAUCAAUAUUCAUGUUAAACCACGAAGUAGAUCAAGGUCAAGCGAUUCAAUGUUCAAUAGUGAGGCUUGUUUAAAUCAGAGAAGCAACCCAGAGCGGAAUAAACAAAUUCAGGAUAAUAUAGAUGAAGCAUUAAUCGCUGAAUUACCGUAUAUAUUUAAACUGAAUGAUAAAAUACAUCAUGCUGCUUGUAAUGUGAUUUGUGCUGGAUGUAAUACAGUCAUUGGUGUACGCUAUAUACCACGUGCUGAUCAUAUUGGUAUGAAACCGGCUUCGUUACUUUUGAAGGAGUAUAUUAAGGAGCGAAACGCUACCACUGAUAAUCCUAUUGAUAUGACUGCUCCUUCUACCCUUAAUAUUACUUAUAUUAAUUCAUCAGAUUUCAAAGAAUCCACAUCUUAUGAUCUACCUGAAUGGGGAUGUGAAAUCCCAUCGGUGAAACCAGAAGAUGAUGGUUGGAUAACUAUCUCGCUACAGCGUGUAUCUAUCCAGCCGCUGUUCAGUCUAAUCGGUCUAGAUCAAUAUUCUAUACGUUAUCAAGGCGUGGAAUUGAUGCCAAGACAUUAUCAUAGUAUUGAGUCAUCGAAUGAAUUCUCACAGAAUUCUGAUACAUGGAUGUAUCCUACACGACGAAUUGAUAAAUCCUGUCGAUUAGGUAAACAUCGAGAAAUUGGCUGGAAUAAAACAUUUUAUGAUUUGGAAAGACUUGAUAAAACUGUACCCUAUUCAAUGGUCUAUGGGGAUUUGAUAACAGGAACAAUUAGAAGAUUAUAUGAUAUAUAUCCUGAAAAGAAAACUAUUAAGAGUGCCAGUCAAUGA